GCAAGCAAAGCAAGUGAAGUUUCAGGAAGCAGCUCUCGAAAUAGGAAAAUAGUUUAAUUCGUUUGUAAAAUUCUUUGUUUAUAAUGCCGAAACGCGCUCCCUACACUUGGCGGCAACCGGACUUUCCCGGCGACGGCAGCGAUUUGUCCUGGCAGGAUCCCACUUUGCUCGUCAUCUGCCAGAAGGCCAAUGUCCAGGCGGCCAUCCAGCCGCUCCUGCGAUCCCUCAAGCAGCCCUUUGCCCCCGCCCAGGUGGCCAGCAUCUUUGUCCACGAAACGAUGCGAGAUUCGUUCUGUGACCAGGUGCGCAGCUCCAUGGAACCGAUGCACCGCCAGGCGGCCAGCCACGCGCACUACCAGCAGGCCAUCGAAAUGGUCGAUUGCCUCAAAGCGGAAGUGGUCAGCCUGCUGACGCCGGACGACAUCCGUUUCCGGUACAAAAUGUCCACCGCCUCGCCGGUGAUCGUGUGCGAAUUCGAUCAGAGCUUCUUUGGCGGCUCGAGACCCACUUCUGUGGUCACGCUGCACACCUUUCGCCACGCCUCCGAGCUGCCCCGCCUCCUGGCCAAGGAGCGGCUGCCGUUCGCGAGUGCCGCCGUCUGGGGUCCCAAGAUGGCCGCCGUCUACGAGGCGGCCCUGCAUCUGGACCUUCCGGUGGUCUACAUCAACUGCCAGGGCCUCUCGCUGGCCCCCAUCCAGGAGUUCCUCGCCGAGCAGCAGCCGCACGUGGUGCUGGCCAGGUACCACCACUUCGAGGUCAUCCUCCACGGGGGCAAGCACCGGGCAAUUGUCUAUCCGGCGGAGGUCAUCUGGGAGCCCGAGACCCUUGAGUCCCCAGAGCCGCCCAUUCGCCCGUCGGCGGGAGCUCAAGGUCAGCCACCAGCAGAGGGUGAGCUGAUCCAAAAACUUAAUCAACCUCAUCCCAAAUCUCUGGCAAAAUUAACAGUGCUUCAGCUUCGCUAGCUAAAUUUACCAAUCGUUUGUUAAAUUGUUAAAGUUAUGAUGAUAAAUUGUUAAUAGCAAGAAAAUAUUAAAAUAAUUUAGUA
Drosophila takahashii is the source of this 1045-nucleotide messenger RNA. RefSeq lists its product as uncharacterized. Lineage: Eukaryota; Metazoa; Arthropoda; Insecta; Diptera; Drosophilidae. The record is from RefSeq and is a predicted model, not a curated record.